UGAACUGUUCCUAGCCGAAAAAGAAUCACCAUCCUUAUUCUCACUGUCACCCAACCAACAUACGGCAAUUCAACACACCUCUCCACGGUCGUAUGCUUGCUUUGUAUAGCCCGUAUACUCUAAUAUCCCUCUAUAACGACGAUAAAUCCCAUAAUCUAUAGGUAUUAAACGAAUGCGAAUGCCGAGAUCACGAGCACGCAGUGAGAUUCGUCCCCGACUUUGCCGCAUGGGGGCGCCGUGAAUGAGGAAUGCCAUCUCAUCAACACUACUCAGGACCGGACGAACCACGUAACCCCAACCCCGUAACGCCCUCCUAUUCCCCUGGCCAUGAUCCGACUACAUUUCAACCAUUGAAUACCGAGAAACAGAGUAGUCCUCUCCGGACUAGUUUCUCCGAAGACAUUUUCGAUUCCAUGCGAAACUUGUCAGGAAACGCGGUAGGGCCGACGAAUCCUGAUGCACCCUGGCUGACUCUCGCAUCUUCGAGCGUAAAUCACGUUAAUUUGAAGGGUGGUGGGUUAGACGCGAUCGGUGUUGGGAUAUCCCCAUCCGUCGCUAGAGAUGUGCAAUCGGAAAAGCAUGAAUCACGGAGAGGAACGACAGGAGCUGGCACGGGUGCAAGGAGAAAAAGUAAAGAAGUUAGCAUUACAGGAGAUCCGCCGGAAAUCAUAGAUAACAAACUAUCUAUUAACGAGUAUCGGGCACAACUCGCUAAGGAAAUGGAACGUCGAGAACAAGCCGUUCGAACCUCUCCGUCGCCCACGCGAAAUGCGUCAGAGGAGACGCGCGUAUCGCCUAUAAAGGAGGAAUCUAGUACCACGCCGUCCCCGACGACGACUGACUCGGAUAUCCCGACCGCUUCAACCGAAUCUAACAGGACAGUCCGCGGUGGCAUGACCCCGGGUUUCUCGGCUCGGACACCGUCCUACCCCUUCCCUCGCAUGACCACUCCUAAUUUUUCCGCGACAUACUUGCAGCAUGUUCUUAACCAACAACCUCCGACCGGGGCCGUCAACCCGGCGGGCGCACAAUUUGGUGGGUUCGUGCUGCAAGAUCAAAUCAGAUCCGACCCGUCGACCCCCGCAUCGGCCAUGACGUUCUUACCUACCGGCGUGGCUACCAAACCGUCGAACCUCGAUUUCCCUACACCUAGUCUUUAUGAUUUAUCGUUAAUGCUAUCGGCCGAACCCGGCUUGGAGGCAUGGUGGAAUACGGUUGUCCAGAUCAUGACUGAUUAUUACAAAGCCGAGAGGGUAACUCUUUCUGUGCCAGCUGACCCGACAGACGUCGAAAAUGUGCCUUGGGGACAAAAAGCCACGUAUAACGCUCUAGAGGAAGAUGACAUGAGCAUGGUAUAUCUCGCAAAAGGGACCGCCGCCUGUAGCGAAGGUGAUCCACCCGAGCCUAGAUCGAGUUCUGAGGACCCUAAUAAGGGUAGCAAGCCCACACGGCCGGCAAUACAGAGCCGGCAUUCUUUUACCGCGUAUGAAGAUCAAAUAGGAAACCGGGAGGUAAAUGCAGAGGAGACGGCUUCCUCAAACGCUCAACGGCCUGGUCUGGUUCAAAGGAGUAAAAGCUAUUACCCAGGGACAGAUAAAUUAGACCCGACCUCACCCCACCCGACGUUAAAUAGGCAAACGCUUGAAGAGCAUGACGCUAUCGAAGAGCAACAGCCUGUCCCGACGUGGGAGGCUAAGAUGGAGCCAACGAAGGAUGGUAAAGGCCGUCUACUUCAGGUAUUGCAAGGUCUUGAUUUCGAGGCCGACCCGCUUAUCGACCAUGACGGCAUCACUCGCGUUGUCGAGCGAGGGAAGGUGAUCGCUUUAACUCGCACGUACCCUUAUCUCGAUCCAACUUCUGAGGAGAAACAGCAACAAUCUAAGAUCGCGAAACCUGUUCCCGCGGAAGAUCAUAGGAAACAAUUGUCAAGCAAAUUUAUUCGAUCCGAAUCCCAGACGAAGCUAUCCACGUUAUUGGCCAGUGCGGGCGCUCCACGAUCCCUGAGUCGAAACAGGAAAUCGCUGUCGGUAGAUAAAAAAAUCCCCAGUCUGUAUUCAACAUUCGACGACGUUCUGCCUCGACCUCCUACCCCGAAGUACGAAGAAUACGAGCAAGCACCCCCGUCCCCGUGGUCCCAAUCGCCGGCUCCUUCACCUGCCGUUCGAGCCGACCCCUCAGAAAAUCCCUUCUUCACAGAUGCUGUAGUCGAUGAAGAGUCGUUCAACCCUGGACCGAGUCCCCACGACUAUACAUCAACUCAACCUCCCGAGGCCAUCGGUGUUGAUAACUCCUGGACUGUCCUCCAUAUACCCCUCAACCAUGUCCUCUUAUCGAAACCACCUCAAAAAUUCAAGUUAGAUCCCUCUGCGUUGGAACAGAAGGCUUCUCAACGAAGCCACUCGGAACCAAUCGUAAAUCCUGCGAUGUUACAUGAGCGUCCAUCUACCGAAGAAUUAGCCAAGAAGAAUAAAAAUUUGCCUAUUGCGAUCUUGUCGAUCUUAACCCCCAUUAUACCAUAUCCCGCCAAUCUGCGCCACUCACUCGAACACCUCGCACCUCAUUUAGCAGCAACUUUUUCCCUUUGUCGACACUAUUCAAAUCUUGAGACAGAAGUCAUGGGUAUUCAUCGGAAAAGACCAUCUACGAGUGGCUUCGGUGCUAUUGGCCCUGAUGGACGACCAGUAACAGACCCUAUUAUGCUCACUCGUCUUAAUGCCCCCUCGCCUGGGGAUGUAUCCCAACGUUCGGUUACCGGAAGUCUUACCAGCCCCAGCGAGUAUUCAGGUCCGUCCCGAAGUAUUAAUGCCUCUCCCAGCGGAACGCCACUUUGGGAAUCUAAUUCAUUCGGGCUCGUUGUUGAAAGGCGAACUACCGGUGCUAGCCCCAACCAACCAGGGGGCGACAGCUACUUCAGUUCGGUCCCUAGAAGCGGAAACAUUCCUGCGGAGGUAAUAGCUCAACGAGCUUCCAGGACAGGUACCAAAGAAAGUGGGCUUACAAUGGCCAAGCAACUGAGGCGGUCGGGAAGUCUUCUACAUCAUCAACAAGAUCUUAAUUCAAUUAUGAAGGAUACCGAAGGCUCGGACAUCGCUCGUAAUAGCGGAGUCUUCGACGAAGCAACUCUUAACCAGAUAUCAAAACAAAGACCUGCAUCGAAGGACUCUUCAGAUAUAAACACUAGAGUGGAGAACCAGCAGUCCCAGCAAGACGUCGAUGAUAGUCGGAGACGUUUGUCCAACCAGAGCAUGCAGUCAGGCGGCCACAGGCAUACCUUAUUGCAUUCAUACGGCGGUGACUUCUCAUCAUCCUUCCAGUCAUUGCCCCCUAGCACCUCCCUCCUCACAAAACCUACAUCGCAGCCCCCAACGCCAAUCCGACCUGGGUCUGCAUCUGCACCACAAGUUACUAUGCUACCGCCUUCCGACCGCCUUAAGGGACUAAUGCUCGACUUAUUACCAGUACAUGUAUUUGUCGCGUUGCCGGUACACGGGGAAAUUGUUUGGGUUAAUAGUAGGUACUUAACUUAUAGGGGUCAAACUCUGGCAGAUUUAGUUGCGGACCCUUGGGGAAGUCUACAUCCUGAAGAUCGCGAAGAGUACAUGCGUGCUUGGGGCCACUCUCUUCGGUCUGGUGAUCAAUUUGCUCAAUCCGUUCGCCUUCGUCGCUUCGACGGUGCAUAUCGGUGGCAUCAGGCUCGCGCGGUAGCCUCGAGGGAUAAACGAGGUGUUAUAGUCCAAUUCAUCGGCUCGUACAUGGAUAUUCACGACCAGAAAGUUGCCGAAUUAAUGGCUCUUCGACAAGAAGAGAUCGAAAUAUCAGAAGCAAAGCACCGUCUACUUGCAAAUUUGAUUCCCCAGAUAAUAUUUACCGCGACCGAAAACGAUGGGAUAACAUUUGCAAAUGAGCAGUGGCUAUCCUACACCGGCCAGAGCGAUGAAGAUGCGUUAGGUCUGGGUUUUAUAGACUUCGUGCAUCCGGAUGACCUGGCGAAAUGUCGGCUGCCAGCAGAGCGCUCGGCAGCGACAACACAUUACAACGAGGAGACGAAAGUAGAUAUAUCCAUCGAUGAUUAUACAUCGACAGGGAUCAAAUCGCUACUUACAAGCGCUUAUGAAAAACAACCAGAAAUCUUAUCUCAAAACAUGAGCUCUGCUUCGGCACGUGAUUUUGUCACGGCGGACCUAGGCGAACUAUUCAGGCAGGGGAUUCUUAAAGUUGCGACUGAUAGCAAUGGCCGGCUUUCUUAUACUACCGAGGUGCGACUAAGAUCGAAAUCUGGCGAAUACCGGUGGCAUUUGAUAAGAUGUGUGGAGAUCGACGACGUUGUUUUCGGCAGCGGUGCAAGCUCCUACUUUGGCUCGGCGACCGAUAUCAACGAUCACAAGCUGUUAGAGGGGAAGCUCAAAGAAGCAAUGGAAUCCAAGGGCAGAUUCUUAAGCAAUAUGUCCCACGAGAUCCGCACACCACUAAUUGGCAUAUCCGGAAUGGUGAGCUUUUUACAGGAUACAAUACUGAACGAAGAGCAGAGAGAUUACACAAACACAAUCCAGACCAGCGCCAACAGCCUUCUCAUGAUUAUAAAUGAUAUUCUGGACCUAUCCAAGGUUGACGCCGGUAUGAUGAAACUCAAUUUUGAAUGGUUUCACACCCGAUCCCUUAUCGAGGAUGUUAACGAAUUGGUAUCAACCAUGGCAAUUGCUAAGCGGCUCGAACUCAACUACAUCGUGGAAGAAAACGUACCAUCUUGGGUUAAAGGGGAUAAAGUGCGAAUUCGGCAAGUACUUCUCAACGUCAUUGGCAACGCCAUCAAAUUUACUGCCGCUGGAGAGGUCUUCAGCCGGUGUAGGGUCUAUGCGUGCGAUGCUCUCGAGCUUGGUGAGCACCAGAUCAUGCUGGAAUUUUCGGUCAUCGAUACCGGACGAGGUUUCAGCAAAGAAGAGGCAGAACUCAUCUUUAAGCCCUUCAGUCAGAUCGACGGGAGCAGCACUCGCCAGCACGGUGGUAGUGGAUUGGGCCUCGUGAUCUCAAGACAGCUUGUGGAACUUCACGGAGGGAGAAUGGAUGGAACUGCUGUGCCUGGAAAAGGAUCGACGUUUACAUUCACUGCUAAAUUUGGUCUACCAAGUUCCGAGGACCAUCCGAGUGUCAUUAGUACUCCGCCGAUGACUGCGUCUAUGCGAUCUCCGAUGGAAGGCAAGCCGACACAUGCCAUUAAACCACUUUUGCUACACAGAACGAUGGAUUCCGUCUCAACUGCUAGUCCCAGCUCGGAUGUGGACGUUUCGUCACCAGCGCUAGAGUCGUCUGGUAGUUCAGACCCUUCACUCCGCUCCAUCCGUACUCAGGAUACCAUACGAUCCUCCGUCUCAUCUGUGAACGUCGGCCUGUCGCAUUUCAGCGAAGCCGCGAAGGCUAGCGGACAAGACAUUUCUCAGAUGAAACUUGAGAUGCCUUCUGGGAAGAUGUCGCCCCAGAUGAUGCCUACGCCGGAUGGGACUAAAUUCCCCACAGACUUAAUACAAUUCCGACCACCAAUGUAUUCAAUCCUCAUCAUUUGCCCUCAGACUUAUAGCAGGGAAGCCACGAAAAAACAUAUCGAGAUGACAUUGCCGAAAGAUGUUCCGCACCAGAUUACAGCUAUGGCAAGCGUGUCGGAAGCUAAAGCGGUAAUCGGAGGACACGAAUCUGUCACCUUCACCCAUAUCGUUCUAAACCUUCCUUCGGCUGAAGAGAUCGUGGGAGUCGUCGAUAUGAUAAUCGCAAGCUCUGGCGGCAAGACGUCAGUACUCGUCUUAACAGAUUCCGUGCAGAGACAAGCGGUCCUCAAGCUAGCGUCGGAUGCCGAACACCAACAACUUCUGGCAGAAAAACGAAUAAUGUUCAUUUACAAGCCAGUGAAGCCGUCUCGAUUUGCGGUGAUUUUCGAUCCGGGUAGAGAACGUGACCUCAGCGUUGACUUGAACCGUUCCAGCGCCGCACAGAUGGUCGAGAAUCAGAAACAGAGCUACCUAGACGUAGAAAAGCGAAUCGGAAACAAAGGAUACAAGGUUCUUCUCGUCGAGGACAAUCCGGUUAACCAGAAAGUGUUGGUCAGGUAUUUGAGGAAAGUGGGCAUCGAGGCAGAGAUCGCCGCAGAUGGCGUGGAGUGCACCGAGAAGGUGUUCGCACAGCCCCCUUACUAUUACUCUUUAAUACUGUGCGAUCUUCAUAUGCCUCGCAAGGAUGGUUAUCAAGCUUGCCGAGAAAUUCGACAAUGGGAGGAGCAGGCUAACCUACGCAAGUUGCCUAUCAUCGCCCUGUCGGCAAAUGUUAUGUCAGACGUCCAAGAGAAAUGCGCUGCCGCAGGUUUCAACGACUACGUUACGAAGCCGGUCGACUUUGUCGACCUCAGCACGGCGAUGUCUAAGUUCUUCUGAUCAGCCGGAUGAUACGGCGACCAGUUAGUAGCAAAUGGGUGCUUUUUAAGACAUGAUAAGUGCAUCUGUACGGCGUUCCCAGGAGAUAGAGCUUUUUAAAAAGGACAGCGUUGUAUACCACGAAUGCAUCGUCAGGCGGUCGAGGAUGGAGAUUAUUUUUUAAAAAAAAAUCAUUUGUAUUUUCUGUUCAGUUGGCGCAUGUACCACUAUGAUAGGUAGGGCAAGGCCAAGACGCCACCAGGGUUGACAAUCGGGUUUUUUACGGGACAGGCGAUGCUUUACUACUUACUAGGAGGAAUUUGUACAAAAAGCAGGCCGGCAACCAAUCGACGGCGGCUCAUAUAUCCCUCCGCUAGCAUUCAUGAUGACUUCACGGCUUACAAUGGGAUGUUCGAUAGAGAAAUUCGUUGAGGAAAAGCGAAACCAGGG
This is a messenger RNA of Annulohypoxylon maeteangense, 6845 nucleotides long. RefSeq lists its product as uncharacterized. Lineage: Eukaryota; Fungi; Ascomycota; Sordariomycetes; Xylariales; Hypoxylaceae. The transcript has 2 exons. The record is from RefSeq and is a predicted model, not a curated record. Gene Ontology annotation, biological process: protein autophosphorylation; phosphorelay signal transduction system. Gene Ontology annotation, molecular function: protein binding; phosphorelay sensor kinase activity; histidine phosphotransfer kinase activity. Bases 249 to 6416 code for a protein of 2055 amino acids.